UUUCACGUCCCAUCUCUCUCUCUAUCUCUCUCUCUCCCCCUCUCUCUCUCUCUCUAUCUCCCUCCCUCCCUCCCUCUCUCUCUGUUUCACACAGUGUAUGUGCUUUUCUGUUCUACGUCUUCAGUUCUAUACACCUAUACAUACACAAGUCUAUGCGAAUACAUCGCGCAGAGAUGUUCGAUCUCAAUGUCAACGAGGCAACUCACGAGCUCUCAACCGACUCGAAUUGCGAUGAAGUGGAGGAUCAUCGUCAUCAUCACUUGUUCUUAUCGAGCACGCCGCGCCGGCAGGACUCCGGCACUUCAAUCUCCUCGGUGUUCAACGUCGCCGAAGAAGCUCCGGGAGAGAACAUCGGCGAGAACACCGGAGAGUCGUGCUGUAACUUCGAGAGACGCGAAUUGAAGUCCGUGAGAUCGGUGGAGUUGAUCACGAGGCAGCUGUUUCCGGAGAAAGGAGAUGAGAUGGAGAAGAUGAGUGAUGAGAUUGAGUCGCGGUGGUUGAAUUUGUCGGUUAGCGGUGGAGAGAGUAGAAUGAUGAGAGUUUUUGAGGAUCGGAAGGCGGCGGUGACGGAGGAGGUUCCGGUGGCGAGGAUGAAGAAGAGUCGGAGAGGACCGCGGUCGAGGAGCUCCCAGUAUCGUGGCGUGACGUUUUAUCGAAGGACUGGUCGCUGGGAGUCACAUAUCUGGGAUUGCGGAAAGCAAGUUUAUUUAGGUGGAUUUGACACUGCUCAUGCUGCAGCUAGGGCUUAUGAUCGGGCUGCUGUUAAGUUCCGGGGGCCUGAUGCUGAUAUUAAUUUUAGUGCUACUGACUAUGAUGAUGAUCUUAAACAGACAAAGGACAUGACGAAAGAAGAGUUUGUCCAGAUACUUCGUCGCCAGAGCAAUGGAUUGUCUAGGGGUAGCUCAAAAUACAGAGGAGUAACUUUGCAUAAAAAUGGUCGAUGGGGAACUCAAAUGGAUCAGUUUCUUGGGAAACAGGCUUGUAAUCAAGCAGCUGUUGAAUGUAAUGCAACUGCAGCAGCGACAAAUUCAAAGCCCAGCACUUAUGGUGGUAAUUUUUGUGUGGCAAACAAUAAUCAGGACUCUGCAGAUGCACACCAUAAUCUGGACCUUGGCCUCUGGAUUUCUCCUCCCUCCAAUAAUCAAAGAGGAAAUGACGGUGUUAGGAAUAUUUGCCUCCAUGAUCCAUCAUAUCACUUGUCUGGUGCAAAAAGAUCCAAGGUUGAGACCCUUGCUCCUGCUCCUUCUGGUAGAGAAACUCCCCACUAUAUUCCCUCCUGGCCUGUUAAUCAUUCUGGUUUGGCACCAGGCCAUGAGUUGACAGCAAUGAAGAAUAUGGAAGCCCAAGUUGUUCCUUCACAUGGAAUCUCUAACUGGGAAUGGCAAAGAAACAACCUUGGUGUGGUCAACCCCUUGCCGUUGUUAUCUACAGCAGCAUCAUCAGGAUUCUCUUCCACUACAUGGAAAUUUCAGCCACCCUCUUAUCGCUGAACUAUGCUCUCAACACCUUACAGUGCAAUUUUCUAUUACUAUUGUCACAAAAACUGAAACCAUACGAUUUCUUUGGUACAGGCCAUAGUGUCUUUACUUCUCUUCUGUGAUCAACAGCUAGCUGUUGAAACAACCAAGAUCUGUGAGGUUUGGAUUUAUUAUCCAUUUCGUGUAUAUACCAUACAUGCAAUAGAUAAUUUGAACAAACAUAUUGGACAUCUCUACUUUUAACUUCUCAUUAAGCACCCUUGUGAAUGAA
Messenger RNA from Daucus carota subsp. sativus, 1749 nucleotides. Its product is annotated as ethylene-responsive transcription factor RAP2-7. The coding region runs from base 153 to 1490 and encodes 445 amino acids. NCBI's taxonomy places the organism in Eukaryota, Viridiplantae, Streptophyta, Magnoliopsida, Apiales, Apiaceae. The record is from RefSeq and is a predicted model, not a curated record. Gene Ontology annotation, molecular function: DNA-binding transcription factor activity; DNA binding. Gene Ontology annotation, biological process: regulation of DNA-templated transcription. The transcript is spliced from 9 exons.